Osmia bicornis bicornis is the source of this 775-nucleotide messenger RNA. Its product is annotated as phosphatidylinositol 4-phosphate 5-kinase 2-like. The record is from RefSeq and is a predicted model, not a curated record. The transcript is spliced from 4 exons. NCBI's taxonomy places the organism in Eukaryota, Metazoa, Arthropoda, Insecta, Hymenoptera, Megachilidae. Bases 248 to 775 code for a protein of 175 amino acids.
AUUCCGUUUUUGUUUGAUCCAAAAUCGAAUUUUAUGUCAAGGUUUCUUGGCUUAUAACCAACGAUGUCAAUGAUAAAAUAGAACGGUACAACUAUGAUCCAUUUGGAUCCAUUAGUGAAAUAGUCUGACUUACGUCUUACUUAGCGCUAACGAUAUCAGUGGCGAUUAGAGGAACUUAAUCACCUUACCGACCUUCCUAUUCUUUCAAAUUCAAAGCUUCAAUAAUCUUUUAUACAUAAUCUUAAAUAUGAAAAAACGAGGUACCGGUAAAACGACGAAGACGAAUAUUACCGAAAGCUUGGAUCAAACUGGAUUUGGAAAAUUCACAUUUCAUAACGGAGAUAUAUAUAACGGCGAAUAUAGAUGCAAUUAUACCCAAUCUGUUUUAGUCAAAGAAGGAAGAGGAAUAUAUACUACCGAUAACUUUGACGUUUACGAUGGCGAAUGGAACAAUGAUUCUUUUGCCGACACUACAAUUCACAUUCGGUAUAAUAACAACGCUCAGUAUCGAGGUAGAGUCGAACCAAACGGUACAAUGAACGGUCCUGGAACGUAUACAUUUCCGGAUGGAUCUUCAAUUGAGGCUGAUUGGGUCAAUAACAAACCACUUACGAAUGCUAUCUACAGAGAACCUAGAGGGUUUGAAUGGACACUUGUAAACGUGACGGAUAAUGCGAUUUCUUUUUCUCCUGGAAAUCAUUUCUGGCGUGAUCUAUUAUCUGAUCAAAGCACCACGUAUUCUACCGACUCUUUCGGUGAAGGCGAACUGAAUUAA